AUGAAUCUUGACUUGACAGGCAGGCUCACAAGUGCGAGAUCCCCUAUCUUAUUGUGUUGCCGUCUAAAAAAAAACAUUGGCAUAGUCUCCGCCCAGGUACAACCAGGCUCUCCUAACCCUCCUCUUGAGUACCAUGGGUUUCCACGCUCCAAAGCAAUCUCGUCUUUACGUGCAUCGCCCUCCCUUCAGAGAAAACACUAA
This is a messenger RNA of Fusarium verticillioides 7600, 201 nucleotides long. RefSeq lists its product as hypothetical. The transcript has a single exon. Bases 1 to 201 code for a protein of 66 amino acids. Lineage: Eukaryota; Fungi; Ascomycota; Sordariomycetes; Hypocreales; Nectriaceae. The record is from RefSeq and is a predicted model, not a curated record.